AUGGGACUGUCGGUGGCAACACGCGUCUUGUUGUUUGUCUCCCUUCUCUUCGCACGCAGCGCCACCAAUGGCAAUGCAGCAGCAGACGAAGCAGGCGCUCCCGCAGACGGACCCGCAACCGAGCCUUACUCCACCAAGCAGCUCGACGCUCCUGCCGAACGUGCGGUCACCGCGGGCUUGCAGUUUCUGGCCGAUGAUGCUGGCCCUCCACCACCGACCGACGGCACUGGCCUGUUGACGGCCGUCGAGGAAAACCCGCAGAACGAGGAGCCCGCUGAUGGACAGAAUAAAGGCGUGCAGGACACCGCUCAGGGAGACAUGGCCGUGGCCGAGGACAGAUCGGACAGGUCGUACGCCGCUGUCCGCAACGCGCCUCCGCACCACCCGCAGAAGCCGUACCAGCACCCUCCACCACCGCGGCCUCCGCCACCGGCGCCACCUGUGGUACGUGCCGUGGCCCCUAAGCAUGUCCCGCGUCCUGUUCUACCGGUACAGCACCACCCCCACCAGCCUCCGCCACCUAGGCUUUGA
This is a messenger RNA of Rhipicephalus microplus (southern cattle tick), 531 nucleotides long. Its product is annotated as salivary peroxidase/catechol oxidase. The record is from RefSeq and is a predicted model, not a curated record. Gene Ontology annotation, biological process: response to oxidative stress. Lineage: Eukaryota; Metazoa; Arthropoda; Arachnida; Ixodida; Ixodidae. Gene Ontology annotation, molecular function: peroxidase activity; heme binding.